This is a messenger RNA of Drosophila novamexicana, 861 nucleotides long. RefSeq names its product lectizyme. Gene Ontology annotation, biological process: proteolysis. The record is from RefSeq and is a predicted model, not a curated record. Lineage: Eukaryota; Metazoa; Arthropoda; Insecta; Diptera; Drosophilidae. The transcript has a single exon. Gene Ontology annotation, molecular function: serine-type endopeptidase activity. The coding region runs from base 10 to 819 and encodes 269 amino acids.
GCUGUUAACAUGAGACAAUUUGUGGUGCUACUUACACUGGCCGUGGUCUCGGCUAGUGCCAAUAUCAUUGCCUGGCCGGGAUUCCCGGAGGGCCGCAUCAUCAACGGCCAUGAGGCCAACUCUGGCGAGGCGCCCUUCAUUGUGUCGCUGCAGUCGACCAGCAACUCGCACUACUGUGCCGGCUCCCUGGUCAGCGAUCGCGUUGUGCUGACCGCCGCCCACUGCAUGACCUAUACCACAUUCCAGGUGGUCGCUGGCGCCCACAGUCGCACGGACAAGUCGGCGACUCAGGUGCGCAAGGGCAGCAGCGCUCGCCAGACGGUGCACGAGAAAUACGGCGGCGGCGUUGGCCCCUAUGAUUUGGGUCUGAUCUUCCUGGAGGAGCCCUUCGAUCUGACUGUGCUGGCACGCGAUGGCAGCGCACCCGUCUCGACCAUCUCGCUGGCCACCAACCAGUUCACGGCCAACACCGAUGGCGUGCUCUUCGGCUGGGGACGCGACAACUCUGGCUCGUUGCCCGACAAGCUGCAGAAACUGGACGUGGACAUCAUCGGCUAUGCCGAUUGCCUGGAUGCGCUGCCACGCGGCAACAGCCUGGCCGACAGCAACAUUUGCAGCUACACCGCCGGCACCACCGAUGGCGCCUGCAACGGCGACAGCGGCGGUCCUUUGGUUAACAAGAAGGCCGACGGCAGCUACCAGCUGGUGGGCAUUGUCUCCUGGGGCUACACGCCCUGCGCCAGCACCAAAUACCCCUCUGUCUACACCUACACGGGCGCCUACUCCGACUGGAUCAAGGAGCACAGCAAUGACUACUAAGGCUAGCCAAUGAAAGAAUAAAUGAAUUGAACUUUCGCACUA